CUCAGAGCAGGCAGUCAGCCAUGAACUCCAAGCAGGCAGCAAUCAUUCGUCCAUGUAUGCCUUCCCUAUGAUCCAGUUGAGGAGCGUCGAUUAGUGGAGUACUCGAAAUUAAUGCUCAGGGGAGUGCUUAAUCUCUAAGCACAAAGUAAAAUAACUCAACGAAGGAAUAUUGCAAAAGUUACUGUGAAACCAUAAUAAUGGAGCAUCAAGACGACAUAUUUGCUAAUUCCUCCCAACACGUUCUCUUUAGAGACCAACCCAAGAGUGCGGAAAGUGGGGGUUCAACGAAGAGCUGGUUCGGACUCGUAUGAGGUUGUCCGGGGGGAGCCGAUCCAUCUCCAGUUCCCCCGCGACUUGUUCUGGGCCGAAGAUUACAUCGAACUAAGUCUGAGACAUUGCGACUCGCGGUACUGGCACUAUCCGGAAAACCGAAUCCAUGCUUGCCCAAAGCAUAAUUUGUUCGCCGAGCGAGAGAACGAGGAGGCUAGGAGGUAUCCCUUGAAAGUGCUGGAACAUCCUAGUGACCAAAUGUCGUGUCGAGUUGAUCUAGCAUCUUUCAUGUUCAACAUGAAUGGAUUGGUCAACAAGGAGAACUUGGUGCUCCAAUUUGCUUGUUGUGGACGAGAAAGUCAUAAUAUGGGGGACGACUCUGAAGCGCGAACCUGGGCGCUUCAUAUCAAUGGAACUACUCAGGGGCGUUUAUUUGAGACCAAAUUGGAGCUUCAGGUGUAUACCACCUUAAGGAACCGAGGGGAUAUAACACGUAAGAGGAAAUUGAAUCAGUCCACUAUCAAGGAAGAAGUCGACUUGGACGAUGAGGAGAUCCGAAUCCGUUACAAGGCGCUUAAGCAAGAAGAGUUGGAACGUGAUCUUAAAAAUGCCCCUGCAAGUUUCUUGCUGUAUGUACUUGAAAAGCAUGGCAGGAUGUUCAGCCACUAAACAGUGGUUGUCCAGCUCAGGGGUCCGCAAUCACUUUGACGGCAAGGCCUAUUGGGACAUUGAAGUAGCCGUUGCACGAUGAUGUCAGCACAAAAUUUGGGAGGCGACUGGGGUACUUUUCAAUACAGAAGAGGCACUAAUAAAAACAAGAUACGAAUCUCAAUAUGAAAUAUGAGACCAAAAAAAUUUCUAAGGUGUCAAAAAACAUAAAGUAAGAAUGGAAAUUCUAAAAUACGAAAAAUAUAGCGAAAAACAGUUAAUGAGUGAAACCGAGACAGUUUAUUAAAAUACAAUGCUACAUGAACCAUUCCUUUAAUGGACAAAAGAACUGAAACUUUAAUUUAACCCUUUAACAAAGAGCUAAUAAGCCUCAAAAGGACGAGCGAGCUCUCAAAAUUUGAAGAUGAUGUCAUCUUCCUUUCCUGCUUCAAUGUCUCCCCCAGUCUCUCAAAUUAGACGCCAAGUCUCUCGAGUCAAAAAUGUUGCUUUAGAUUGUUGCUUUAGAUCCUGGUAGUUGAAUGAGUUCCAGUUUCUUCAUGCAAACUCUAGGGGCUGCAAUAGUCAUUUGACACUAGAUCUUGACACGUCCCUUAGCUGGAUCACACUGACUGCCGACCCCUGAAUUCUUCAUACCCAUGGGUUUUGAAAUCUUCAUCUUGAUAAUGCUGUCCUAAGUCUAAGGCGAAAGAAUCAUGCAUAUUGUACAUUCAUACACCCACACAAUUUUUGAUUAACUUUUUUCAAAACCCAAGCAAAAAUCCAUUGCCCACCCGAAUAAAUGAAAAUGCAUCCGGCAUUGAAGUGUACACAGCUUCAAGUGUCUGGAUGGGUUCUUCUUCUACAUUUUGCCAUGUUUCCUCAUGUGAACAAUAACUUGGAGGUAAUUUACCUACCUCUUCCUCAUCUUCAGCUCCAUCUUUUUGUGAAUAAACGAACAUGAAAUAUCUUGCAAA
Molecule: messenger RNA, 1892 nt
Organism: Tigriopus californicus
Lineage: Eukaryota; Metazoa; Arthropoda; Copepoda; Harpacticoida; Harpacticidae
Source: RefSeq, a predicted model, not a curated record